Bufo bufo (common toad) is the source of this 2033-nucleotide messenger RNA. It is a transcript of the gene LPCAT2, whose product is annotated as lysophosphatidylcholine acyltransferase 2. Gene Ontology annotation, cellular component: endoplasmic reticulum. Bases 92 to 1693 code for a protein of 533 amino acids. Lineage: Eukaryota; Metazoa; Chordata; Amphibia; Anura; Bufonidae. Gene Ontology annotation, molecular function: calcium ion binding; 1-acylglycerophosphocholine O-acyltransferase activity. The record is from RefSeq and is a predicted model, not a curated record. The transcript has 15 exons.
GGAAAGUGAUACCAGGCGAAGGCUCGCACUGUUACAAAGGAAUCCUCAGCUGUGCCACUCUCUGCAUUGCAAGACCUUUAUCUCUGUUGGAAUGGUAUUGCAACAGCGGACCCCCUUACUGCCACGGCAAAAAUCCUUUAUUCCACCACAGAUUCCAAACCCUUUCAUCCAUGAAAUCAAUGUGACUCUUGGCGACAAGAUACGAAUGGUAAUAUGUGGCCUCCUUAUUCUGCCGUUCCGAAUUGUUAUCUUUUUGACGGUGCUUAUAAUCUCCUGGUUGGUCGCGGUCAUUGUCACCAGCUGCAUUCCAAAAGACAGCACAGAGCCAAUAAAAGGAUGGAGGAGAAAUGUUGCAAAGCAUUUUCUUAGCUGCCUUGGACGCCUGCUGUUCUUUUCUAUGGGAUUUCAUGUUCGGGUCAUUGGAAAACCUGCAAGCUCCUCAGAAGCACCGAUUAUGGUUGUUGCUCCACACUCUUCCUUCUUUGAUGGCAUUGCAGUUAUCACAUCAGGCAUGCCCUCCACUGUAUCCAGAGCAGAAAACAUGUCGGUACCUAUAUUUGGCAGAAUUUUUCGUGCUCUUCAGCCUGUAUUGGUGUCACGAGUGGAUCCUGAUUCUCGGCGGAACACGAUAAAAGAGAUAACAAAGCGAGCAACGUCAGGAGGCGAAUGGCCCCAGGUUUUAAUUUUUCCUGAAGGAACUUGUACCAAUCGCUCUUGUUUGAUUUCCUUUAAACCAGGUGCGUUUCUUCCCCUGGUGUCUGUUCAGCCUGUGGUUCUUCGUUAUCCCAACGCUUUGGAUACAGUCACCUGGACAUGGCAAGGAUACACUGUGGCAAAGCUUCUACUCAUGACUGUGUGUCAAGUCUGUACCAAUGUAGAAGUAGAGUUUCUGCCUGUUUAUGUCCCCUCUGAAGAGGAGAAGAAGGAUUAUUUUCUGUAUGCAAACAAUGUUCGGGAUGUAAUGGCACGGUCUCUAGGAACACCAGUCACUGAUCAUACCUAUGAAGACUGCAGACUAAUGUUAACAGCUAGAAACUUGACUUUACCAAUGGAGGCCGGCCUUGUGGAGUUCACGAAAAUCAGCAGAAAGUUAAACCUAAAAUGGGACAAUUUUCAAAAACAGCUAGAAGUGUAUGCGUCUAUGGCUGAUGUGUCAAAAGGAGGAAGAAUUGGAAUUGAAGAGUUUGCCAAUCACCUUAAGCUGCCGAUAUCUGAUAUACUAAGAGAGCUGUUUGCGCUGUUCGACAGGGACAAGGAUGGCACCAUAGACUUCAGAGAGUAUGUCAUUGGCAUUGCAAUCCUUUGCAAUCCUGCCAAUUCUGAAGAUACCAUCCAAAUGGCAUUUAAGCUAUUUGAUGUCGAUGGAGAUGGCAGUAUCACAAAGGAUGAAUUUAAGUCCCUGUUACGAUCUUCAUUGGGUGUUCCAGACCUUGAUGUUGCUCAACUUUUCCAGGAUAUGGAUGCUGAUAAAUCAGGAAAAAUCUCUUACGAGGAGUUCAAAAACUUUUUUCUCAAUCAUCCAGUAUAUGCGAAAUUAUUUACAACUUACCUUGACCAUCAGAAAUAUUACUUGCAUGUACUGCAGGAGGAGGAGGAAGAAGACAAGAAUUUAGAGCCCUUUAUAGCCGGAAAUCAGGACAUCAACAGCAGCACAGAGGAAGCUCUGAGUUCAUCAGACAAAAAAGAAGACUGAAUGAGACUUAAACAAAACUUAAAAAGUUUUAUAUUGUUGUCUGUGUCAGGAUGCAUGGGACUUUUCCCCAAUGUUUUUACCUUUGUGGUAAAUGACUUGUUGGAGACGAUUUUUAGGCCAUUCUGUGGUAUUUAAAAACUUUAUAUAUAUUAUUAUUAUUUUUUUUGGGCAAUUUGGGAUACCAUAUCUGCAGUGAAAGACAGAGGUUUUAGGCCUCUUUCACACCCUGGUCGCAGAUGAGGGGCGGAUUUGUUCAGGGUGCAUUGCGGGAAACCUGCGCGAGUAGGCACGCAAUCAGUUUUGUCUGCGAUUGUGUUCCGAUGUUUUUUCCGCGCGAGUG